CCACGCUCUGCAGGUUCUCCAGGCGGGCGCGCCAAAGCGGCUUUUUGCCCUCUUCCAAGAUGGCCGCCGCCGCCUCUGUGACAGGCCUGGUCACGUGGGCACCCCCGCCUAUGAGGUCGCUGGGGCUUGGCUGGCGAUUGUCCCUUCCCGGACCCCGUCUCGAGGCGGCGACUGCCCUUGUCAACCCGAGCCUGAGCGAUCAUGGCAACGGGCUCCGGCGGGGAGCGCCUGGCGGCGGCGGCGGCGGCGGCUGUUUGGUCGCGGGCCGGCGCGGCGGAGCGGCGGCGGCGGCGGUGGCACUGGCACUGGCCGCGGCCCUGAGCGCCAUGCGGCGGGGCAGCUCCGAGAGGGAGCUGGCGGCCCGGUGGGAGGCGGAGGCGGUGGUCGCUGCCAGAGCGGCGGCCAAAGCGGCGGCCAAAGCGGAGGCGGAGGCCAAAGCGGAGGCAGAGGCCAAAGCGCAGGCGGAGGCCAAAGCGCAAGCGGAGGCGGCGGCGGGGCAGGUGCGUGUGGACGCGGGCGCGGCCGGGGAGCCCGAGCGCAAGGCGAGGGAGGAGCACCCCAAGGCCCCAGCCCCGGCGCAGUCCCGCGCGCCCGAGGAGGGGGACGCCCGCGUCCCUGCGCGGCCGCUGCCCACGCUGCCCCCGGCCAACCCGAGGUCAGCGCCGGCGCGGGGCCUCUGCCCGCGCGGGAAGCCCAAGAGCAAGGGCCGGGGCUGUAAGCGGAGCGCGGGCCUCCGUUCCGAAGAGUACGGCCCUCAGCGGCCGGUCACCGUGGACAGCUCCAAGGCCAGGACCUCCCUGGACGCGCUCAAGAUCAGCAUUCGCCAGCUCAAGUGGAAGGAGUUCCCAUUUGGCCGGCGCUUGCCUUGUGACAUCUACUGGCAUGGAGUUUCAUUUCACGACAAUGACAUACUCUGCGGUCAAGUGAACAAGUUUCCAGGUAUGACGGAGAUGGUGCGUAAAAUCACCCUGAGCAGAGCGGUGAGAAUCAUGCAGAAUCUCUUUCCUGAGGAGUACAACUUCUACCCUCGCUCGUGGAUUCUGCCCGACGAGUUCCAGCUCUUUGUUGCUCAGGUUCGCAUGGUGAAAGAUGGCGACCCCUCCUGGAAGCCCACGUUUAUCGUGAAACCUGACGGUGGUUGUCAGGGUGACGGAAUCUACCUCAUUAAAGACCCCAGUGACAUCCGCCUGACAGGGACCCUCCAGAGCAGGCCGGCGGUGGUCCAGGAGUACAUCUGCAAACCUCUCCUCAUCGACAAGCUCAAGUUCGACAUCCGUCUGUACGUCUUACUCAAGUCCCUGGAGCCCUUAGAGAUUUACAUCGCCAAAGACGGACUCUCCAGAUUUUGUACCGAGCCCUACCAGGAGCCCAGCUCCAAGAACCUGCACCACGUCUUUAUGCACUUAACCAACUACUCGCUGAACAUCCACAGCGGGAACUUCGUGCACUCGGACAGCGCGAACACGGGCAGCAAGAGGACUUUCUCCAGCAUCCUCUACAGGCUGUCUUCCAAGGGCGUUGACAUCAAGAAGGUCUGGUCGGACAUCAUCUCCGUGGUGAUCAAGACUGUCAUCGCCCUGACUCCGGAGCUCAAAGUCUUCUACCAGUCGGACAUCCCCACUGGGAGGCCGGGCCCCACGUGCUUCCAGAUUUUAGGCUUUGACAUUCUUCUCAUGAAAAAUCUGAAGCCUGUACUACUUGAAGUAAACGCAAACCCCAGCAUGAGAAUCGAGCAUGAGCACGAACUUUCUCCAGGGGUGUUUGAAAAUGUCCCCAGCCUUGUUGAUGAAGAAGUGAAGGUGGCUGUGAUCAGAGACACUCUGCGCCUCAUGAACCCACUCAAGAAGAAAAGAGAGAGCCAGUCUCAGCAGCUUGAAAAGCCACUAGCCGGAAAAGAAGAGCCUCCGGACAGGGAGCCGACCAGCGCCCCCGAGGUCACCGCCAACCCCGAAGCCCACCUGCCCUCCAUCUGCCUCAAGCAGGUGUUCCCCAAGUACGCCAAGCAGUUCAACUACCUGCGCCUGGUGGACAGGAUGGCCAACUUGUUCAUCCGGUUCCUGGGAAUCAAGGGAUCCAUGAAGCUGGGACCAACCGGCUUUCGCACCUUCAUAAGGAACUGCAGGCUCAGCAGCAGCAGCCUGUCCAUGGCCGCCGUGGACAUCCUCUACAUCGACAUCACGCGGAGGUGGAACUCCAUGGCCCUGGACCAGCGGGACUCAGGGAUGUGCCUGCAGGCGUUCGUGGAGGCUUUCUUCUUCCUGGCUCAGAGGAAGUUCAAGACGCUGCCGCUGCACGAGCAGGUGGCCUCGCUGAUCGACCUGUGCGAGUUCCACCUGUCCCUGCUGGAUGAGAAGCGCCUGGUGUGCGGCCGCAGCGGCCCGCUGGGGGGCCGGUCCCCUCACGGCAGCACCGCCCAGGAGCCCUCCGCCUCGGCCCAGCCGGCGGGGGGCCACGUGCUGCCCCGCGUGAGCUACACCAGCAAGCUCUCCUACCCCAGGCACACCCUGUCCUGAGGGCCGCUCCGUCCUCCCGGAAGACCAGAGCGCCCUUCAGGGCCGAAGAGAGCGCGGGCUCCCGGCCGGCAGAGGGACAGCUGGCCGCGGGGCUCCCCGGCCGGGACUUCCGUUACCUGUCCGUGCCCCGCCGGGCUGCGCUUGGCUGGGCCUGCCUGGUUCUCGCCCACCCUCCUCCCGGCGCCUCUGGGUGAUCCACCCUGUUUGCGAGUCAUCCGUGGACAUAUGACAUCUAAACAGUGACAGAUGGCACCUUCUAUUCUGGGCUCGUGGGAAGCACCGGCUGGGGCAAACGUGCCGUGUUUGGGGCGUGGGCGCAGGCAGUGCCAAGCCGGGGCUGGGCACAGGAAGCCGAGCGCUGGGUCUGUCGCGGCCCCCGAGAGCUUACUGGUUAAAGCCCCCGAGAACAUCAUGUCUAUUUCCUACCACCCUUUCCAUGAAAAGGAAGUGGAAAUACCUCACAGGUGUCCGAGAACGUCCCACCCCCAUCAUGUGCUACACGGAUGUAGUUACCAGGUUAGCCUCACUCCAUCAGCCUGCCUGUUGCUGCGAUGUUUGGUCGGUUAUUAAGAAAUAAUUUUAAGAAGUAACUAAGUAAGGCUCCUACAGACUCAGAGCAGACAGAAGCCUCAGAGAUCUUAUUGUUUGAUUUUGUUUGACCUUGACCUCGAAGCAAGAAUCUCAUCUUCAGGCUGGUCCGCAGGUAGUGAGUUAUCUCACUUGAUUGUUCGCAGUUACAGAUCGAACUCCUUGUUCUAAUACUUCCCCCCUUCUCACUACUGCACUUGAUUAGUCAAAAAAAAAAAAAAAAGAAUCUCAUCUUCAGCCUCCCUCACCAGAUGGUCUGAGUGGACCCCUGCAUAGGUAGAGUGUUGGCCAGGUGGCCAGCCAGUCCCCAGCAAGCACUGCCGGGCGGCCCUGAGUGCCCAGCACUGUGCUGGGCUCCAGGGGCCGGGGGAGGGGCUUGGGGGUCCAUGUGGCCCUUUCCCAGAGGGUCCCCUUUGAAGGGAAGAGCUGAUCCUCGCGCUCCGAGUGACCAGGACGAACGUCUCUGAGGGACUCGCACGGUGCCUGGUGCACGGUAGGACUCAGAAAUGCCCUCAGUGCAGGGCAAGGGCAGGGCCGUGGGAGGCAGAAGUACAUCUCAGACAAGUUCACGUCUGUCUCCUUCCUCCCUUCUAACCUGUCCUGUCUCCGGAUCCGAGCCCACCUUGCGCAGACUGGUGAGAGCCGUUGCCUCAAGGCCCAACACAGAGCCUGGCGCGUAGUAAGGACUCGAAAGGCGUCUGUCCCAAUGAAUUGCUUGAAUGUGGCCUCCCCAGGGUAUUUUUAAACCCAAAGAGAAGGUUGUUGAUCCAAGAUCGCUCCACCUCUUGGCUAACUGUUUUAGAGCAGGGUCCCCUCUGCUAAUCCUCGCCCAACCCCCCUUCCUGCCAGAAGCCUAGUCCCUGGGGAAGUGAACCUGGCCGCCAAGCCGUGCCCCUGCCCUGCCAGGGCGUGGGGGAGCCCCACGGCCACUGCCCUUCCCGGCAAAGAGGGGCCCUGGGACCGAGCCCUGCAGAGCCCGCUGGGCUGUUUGGUGACAACCAACACUUUCGCAAUGACUGUCUUUUCCCAAGUAGAAAGCAGACAGGCGGCCUAAGAUGGGAAGGGCGGGAUGAGCCUCGUGAGGUGCCUUGAGUGCCUCCUAUAAGGGGGCAUGUUAGAGGUGUCAUCGGUGCAAUUCUCCAGUCCCCUAGCGGUUUCCUGUCGCUGUUCUCAUCUUCAGAUGAGGCCAGCAAGGCCUGGGGGGUCAGGACUUGGUCCAGGUCUGUCUGUCGACUCUAUGUUGCUGGUGAGCAUGAACCCAGCUCCAAGAACAGAGCCCCGGCAGGCCCGCCCUGCUCUGGGGCUGUCUGGGGUCCUACAGGCCUCUGCUCACUGUCACAUCUGGUGGCACGGGUCAGAGCCAUCAGUGUCCCCAAAUGGUCCACGGUGAGAAAGUCUGCAGCCUCCAGGCCCGCUCUUCCAGCCCCUUUUGGCAGAACAAAUGGAUGUCAUUGCGAAAGACCCGAGGAACAGUGUCUGGGCAUGCGUGCCAGCCGGGAGCAGCGAAGGGUCUCUCAAGCAGAGCUCCAACUUCACCCCAUUUCUUGGUCUUCCGACAGCACGCACUGGCCAAAAUGGAGUGUAACUUUCAGGUCUAAAACCAACCAAGCAUGCUGAAUUUUAAAAUAUAUGUCCAGAGGUUGAAUUCCAGCCACAUUGGGGUGAUAUAGAAACGUCAGCUCUAGGGGUGGGGAAGGUCCUCUCCCACCCCGUCCUGUCAUCGGGAGGCAGGCGUGGUGUCCCUCUGCCCUAGGGGGAGCCCCCUCCUCUGCAGACAGGGCCCUGAGUAAGCCGCGCACCCCUGCGGGACGCAGAGCCUGGGCGUGCGUGUUAGGGAGUAGUUGCACAGAAAGAAUUUAGAGGCUGCUCCAAGAUCAGGGUGAGUGAGAAGAGACUCAUCCCCCCACCUUGGAACCCAACAGGAAGUCCCGCUGCCUUCACCCCCUUUGGUAACUGGCCACUCACUCUGUGGAGUGCAACCGAAGCCAUAGCGGAAGCCGACGGCUCCUUCCUCCGGGAGGAGGGAAACAGCGGGGAGCUCCCGGUAGCGCGCAGUCCCCGUGCUCUGCUGCGGGAUCAGCCCGUUGCCUAGAAGGGCCCUCAGGAUGCGGCCCCGGCCUCUCCCUCACCAUCUCUGGCCAGGGCUUCACCUGCCCCCCUGCCUCUCCCCCCUCCAACCCACCCUCCGUCCCUGUCGCCCUGGGGGGAGCUUGGCCAGCAUAGCACUGCACCGACCCCUACUGCAAGCUGCCGUCAGCAAGGCUCCUCAUCAAGUCCCUUCCUCUCCUUCCAUCCCCAAACCCACGCCAGGCCCCCACACCUCAGGGGCAGGCUCGGCCAUACCCCCCAAGCCCGCCUGUGCUCCCAGGGCUCUUUGCGCCUGUUGUCCUCAAACAGGAAGAGGACGUGCUACUUCCCGCAAUGUAGGAGGGCCGCGGGGCGCAGACCUGCCCUGAGCCCCCACCCUUGCCUUCCUGCUGCCUCUGCCUGGGACGGUCUCCCUCUGUCCAACGGCAAGCAGACAGCUCUCGAGGACCAGCUCGAAUGUUCCCACGGCAAUCCCCAAAAGGAAGGAGCCGCUCCCUCCGUAUUCUCCUGAGAACCUGGAAAGUUCCUUUACCACCAUGCUUGCCCGUGGGGGGUCACGGCAUUUGCUCUCACCCGUGUGCUGGAUCCUUGUGGGUCUCUGACGCAGAGCAGGGGCCCGGCCGGUGCUCAUUGACACAAUAGGAACAUCCCGCAGGCCCCGGGCGAGGACACAGCGCCGCCACUUGCAUUGUCCUCUAGCCUGAGGAUGGCUUAUGGGUCACGGGCUCUAGACCUUGCCAAGCUGAUCUGCUAAACUCCUCCCCCGAAGCGGCUGUCCUCCUGUCUGUCCUCCCCACGGCCCAGCGCCGGGGCAGCGUUGUCAUCACUCUGUCUUCACGGAUGGGGGAGCUGAUGUCCAGAGGGUCCAGUGACUUAUCCGAGGUCGUAAGGCUGGUGAAAGGCGGAGCAGGAUCCGAUCCCACGCCCCGUCCUCAGCUCAGCGACUGCUCCGCACAGUGCCCCAGCACUCCCAGCAGGGUCCCACUGUCCAGACAUGACACCUUCGUCCCAGAGAGACUGGAGUUUGCUCAGCUCGUACCUGGGGUCCGGGGACAUGGCUCGGGGCUGUCUGACCCACUCUUCCCACCUGAGCACCCAAGGAGGCUUUGGGGGGGCACCCCAAGGGCUCUAGGUCCCGCAUCUGCAUGGCGGGGGUGGUGUGUCCCUUGAUCUUUGGGAACACAAGAUGAGACUACAGAAGGCAUCGUAAAGGCGAGAGUGCUUUGUAAACGAAAGUGCCGCUCACACGUGCUGUCUUCAGGCCAGCUUCCGCACUGCGAAGGGGACGGAGGGGAGAGCUCUCUCCUGAGCAGCGGCAUCCGUCAAGACAACGAAGCCACCACGGCCGGUUCCUCCUCCCUCGCCCACCUCCCCUUCGGCCUCACACAUUCAAAGACACUCGCAGGCUGAAAAAUGGUUCCUGCCACUGCUCGGACGCCGGGAAUUUGCCUUGUGAUUGGCAGAGUGUCACUCCAAGACAGCUUCAUUUUUCUUUCUUCUCGCGACUGACGUCCUGCACUCGUUGGCCGUGCCAUUGCGAGCUGGGCUCAUGACCAUCGGUGUCUGAGCCGCUUCCCUCGAAGCUCAGACACGACGGGGCCCCAUCAGGGAAACGGUGUCCCCGUGGCUGAGAGAGCUGGCCUCACUCAGAGGGGCAAAGUCCCCACAGCGCAAAUUAACCUUACAUCCCCCCUGCCUUCAUUGAUGUUUCUGCCGAUCUCCUAUUUGGUUUGAUGAGCGAGGGAGAAACUUUCCCAUACUGUGAUUGGAUUUCUCCCUCACAAACCUGGUCAAUUUUUUUUUUCCGUUCCCAAAGACAAAGGGGCUCUGCAGACCAGUCCACAUACUCAGUCACCUUCAUCCCUGGCAACCAAAAGUCUUGAUUUUUAUAUAACCAGAAAAAGCACGCAGCAGAAUGCUUUCGCACACACACCAACACGCGUGCACCGACACCGCUGAGCUUUGGUACAGAAUGGCAAAAUUACUGAUGUUUUUCUCACGCCCGGCAGUUUGCUUCUGAGUCUUAUUUGGAGAGCAGAGUGAAAAGGGCUCCGUGAGCCCUGGGGCAAUGUAACUUGCCCACUAAGAGGCUCGUGGGAAACAUCUCCAACGGGAAGGCGCUCGCUAGGAUUCCAACCAGGCCGGGGGCCAGGCCAGGGGACGUGGUCUGCUCCUCACCCUGCUCCCGGGCUGCAGGGACAUUUUCCCUUCAGAACGUCUUGCAUCAGGAUGGGGGCGAAACAGGUGGGCCGAGAAUCCCAGAGGAGGCCGUGAGCUGUUCUGGGAAGAGCGAGAGCGUUGGGGUCAGACCUGGGUCUGGACUUUGCUCCGUCACUCUCUCGCUAAGUGACCGUGGACCAGAGACUUCACCUCUCUGGUCCCUGCUCCUCGCCUGGACGGAGGAGGUCAUGUCCUAAUACGUGUAAAGAGCCUGGCGUGGGGCUUGGCACCUGGGAAGUGUCUUAAUGUGUGUCUGUUGAGAAAAGGAGUGUUCUCAACGUGCGGGAACUGUUCGAGUCUGCCCAUCUUGACGCCCCCCAACAGGAGGCUCCUGGGGGUCUGGGGAGAGGCCCCCCAGGGGCUCAAGCCCUCCCAGCUCUGUACUGGGCCCCGCCUUUAAGAGGCUGCAGCUCCUGCCUCUUAAAAGCCUUUAAAAUUUCUUUAUUAAAUUUUCAUGGCACAUAAAGUCAAGGUUCUGUUACUUGGCCUCAGUUGUCUUGGUAACUUCGUAAAAUGCAAUAAUAAAACGAAGCUGAGUGUUGCUAAACACAGGCUCAUUGUAUAAACGA
This is a messenger RNA of Microcebus murinus (gray mouse lemur), 7978 nucleotides long. RefSeq names its product tubulin tyrosine ligase like 11 (gene TTLL11). Gene Ontology annotation, biological process: microtubule cytoskeleton organization; protein polyglutamylation. Lineage: Eukaryota; Metazoa; Chordata; Mammalia; Primates; Cheirogaleidae. Gene Ontology annotation, molecular function: tubulin binding; tubulin-glutamic acid ligase activity. The record is from RefSeq and is a predicted model, not a curated record. Gene Ontology annotation, cellular component: ciliary basal body.